CAGCGCCUCGCUUGAACGAAAGUAGUUGAAGACUGCGAUCUACAUCCCACCUACCGAUUUGCCGAGUCACCCACCGAUUGAUCGCCUGACCCUACUUGCCUACUUCGAUCGUACCAUAACACGCAAGGCUAACAGUCAAGAUGUUGGGUCGUAUCAGCCAUUACGCUUUUGAUGCGGUGCUUAUCUCUGCCUUCCUGGCCGGUAUCAAGCGGUCGACCGGUUUAGCCCCGCCCCUGUCCCGGGUUGCGCGUGGGGUCUUUCACAGCCCCAGUCUCGAAACCGACAAGAUCACCGAUAACAAGGACUUCAAGAAGUGGAUCGACCAAUACCUCGGUGUGGGUGAGUGGGUGAUGGACCAGUCCGUCGCGGUCCUGGGAUCGACCAGCUGGUUCGAGCGGAGACGGUAGAUGUUGAACAUCAUCGGCCGCGGUGUCGGCCUUCCUUCUCCCUUUUGUUCCGGCGUAGAUGAAGUGGCUGGCUGUUCGGUGAACGUUUGAAGUU
Molecule: messenger RNA, 501 nt
Organism: Aspergillus homomorphus CBS 101889
Lineage: Eukaryota; Fungi; Ascomycota; Eurotiomycetes; Eurotiales; Aspergillaceae
Product: DUF1748 domain-containing protein
Exons: 5
Coding region: 141-407 (88 amino acids)
Cellular component (GO): cytoplasm
Source: RefSeq, a predicted model, not a curated record